GCCCGGCGCUGGUUUUCCAUAGGAAUCCGCUGCCAUCGUGGCUCCGCGGGCGUAGACCGGCGCUGGGCACCAGUGUGCGACUCCCGGUAGCCACACCUCCGUCCUGGCCGCGCCGUCCUACUACUUUUCCACACAGUGCCCGUAGCCGUUGAAAAACCUGGAGGAGCGGAUUCCUCGGGAGAUGGACGCAACUCACAAGAAGCAAGGACGAAAGCCGAGUGGGCGCGCCUCACCCACUGCGCACGCGCAAUCAGUCAGCUUCGAGACGCUGGAGUCGCCGCCCCGCCUGGAGUGCGCCUGCGCGGCCGCCGGGGCUCUCCACCUCGGCUUCCCCUCCCCCUGACCCCCACGGGGGCUCCGGGCCCGGCGGGACCAUGUUCACUAGCACCGGCUCCAGUGGGCUUUACAAGGCGCCUCUGUCGAAGAGUCUCUUGCUGGUCCCCAGCGCCUUGUCCCUCGUGCUGGCCCUCCUCCUGCCUCACUGUCAGAAGUUCUUUGUGUAUGACCUCCAGGCCGUCAAGAACGACUUCCAGGUUUGGAGGUUGAUAUGUGGAAGAAUAAUCUGCCUUGAUUUGAAAGACACUUUCUGCAGCAGUCUGCUUAUUUAUAAUUUUAGGAUAUUUGAAAGAAGAUAUGGAAGCAGAAAAUUUGCAUCUUUUUUGCUGGGUUCCUGGGUUUUGUCAGCGCUGUUUGACUUUAUCCUGGUCGAAGCUGUGCAGUAUUCAUUUGGUUUCACGGCAGCCAGCAAUUUGCCUUCUGGAUUCCUGGCACCUGUGUUUGCUCUGUUUGUACCAUUUUACUGCUCCAUACCAAGAGUCCAAGUGGCACAAAUUCUGGGCCCGUUGUCCAUCACAAACAAGACAUUGAUUUAUAUAUUGGGACUACAGCUUUUCACCUCUGGUUCCUACAUCUGGAUUGUAGCCAUAAGUGGACUUAUUUCUGGGAUGUGCUAUGACAGCCAAGUGCUACGGUUUCAGCAGGUGCUCUGCAUCCCCAGGCGGGUGGCAGAGUUCUUCUCCUGGACGCUCGAGCCCGUCUUCGCGUCCUCAGAACCCACCAGCGAAGCCAGAGUCGGCAUGGGCGCCACCGUGGACAUCCAGAGACAGCAGAGGAUGGAGCUGCUGGACCAGCAGCUGACGCACUCACAGUUCGCCCAGGCGCGGCGGCACAGGCAGCAGCAGGGAGGAAUGAUCAACUGGAAUCGUCUCUUCCCUCCUUUACGUCAGCGACGAAAUAUGAACUACCAGGAUGGUCGGCGGUCAGAGCAACAGGCGUCUCCUCCUCUCGAGGUUUCUGAAGAACAGGUCGCUCGGCUCAUGGAGAUGGGAUUUUCCAGAGGUGAUGCUUUGGAAGCCCUGAGAGCGUCAAACAAUGACCUCAACGUGGCCACCAACUUCCUGCUGCAGCACUGAGUGUCGGAGGCCGACACUGGGCCCGGCCCAGCCACCUCAUCUCAGUGGCAUGGUCCCCGCCACCAGAUCGGCCCCUAGGACCAAGCAGGCUCUGUCGCCGAUGUCCUCGUUGGGAAAGGGGGGUCCCACUGCACUGUUCUCAACUCCAAGAUUGUUGCCGUUAUUAGUAUCAAAAUGAGUUUGCCAUUAAAUUAGCAUGUAUUUUCUAUCUUUAUUUUUUUAUUGGGCAUUUCAGUUUGGAGAACCAUCAUUCAUUCUUGCUGUAUUUAAAACGUGUCAGAACUGCAGGUCUGCACGCAGUCCACCGGGUCUCCUGCUGGGGAGCUGCGGCCGCCAGGAUCGUCUUCACUGCAGUGCGUGUCCUGCACCGCCGGUCGGAAUCGCCGGGAGGGAAGGACGUGCCACUUGAUUCUUGGUGGACUUUUUCAUUGCUUUUUCUUUUUCGUGGACGUGUCCUUGAAUCCCAGGGGCCGUUCAGUGUUCACACUUCCCGGGGGGACGCAGUCUCAGCGAGGCUUAGAGCAGGGUGGCAGCAAGUCAACCCCACUCCACACUGUCCCACCCAUCCUAUCCCGGGGCAUGUCUCGAUUCUGUCCCCACUUCCACCGAUAAUCAUUGAGACUGAUUAAGGUUCUGGAAUUUUCUAGGAAACUUAACUGGAGUUAAUUUUGCUCAGAAUAUCUGAAGUUAGCCACUCAGGCCAGGGAAUGACAUGGAAUAAGGAGAACAGAGGAGCGGGCUCCUUGGCGCAGUGCAGGGCUGGACUAGAGCCCAGCAGGGCCCAGCAGGGCGCGGCCUGAGAGGAUGAGCAGGCCCUCUGUCCAGCCCACUCCCCCUGCAGGCUAACCUGCCUGGCCUGCCACUCAGCCCUCUGGAGGUUCUUCCUAGGCCCCAGCCAGGCCCUGAUCCAGGGCCAGCAGGCUGCAGAGGCUGCCCAUCAGGGGCAGGGAGGCAGGAGGUGGGGUGCGAAGGGAGCGAAAGACCUAACGCAAGUUGACCGUAAUGAACCCACAACCCUUACGCUCUGCAGAAUGAGCAGCAGUGUAUCAAAUUGAUGCGCAUUUAGAUGUGUGAGACGACAAUAAAGUUUUUAAUGUGUUUUA
This is a messenger RNA of Tupaia belangeri chinensis (Chinese tree shrew), 2515 nucleotides long. It is a transcript of the gene UBAC2, whose product is annotated as UBA domain containing 2. NCBI's taxonomy places the organism in Eukaryota, Metazoa, Chordata, Mammalia, Scandentia, Tupaiidae. The transcript has 9 exons. The record is from RefSeq and is a predicted model, not a curated record. Gene Ontology annotation, molecular function: serine-type endopeptidase activity; protein binding. Bases 375 to 1412 code for a protein of 345 amino acids.